CCACUACCGGGUACACAAACGCUGCAUGUCGGCGAGCAGCAGGCGGCGACAGGCAGGCAAGCGAAGGCCGCGUCUUCCUUCCAGUCAAGCGCCCUCCCCAUUCUCGGUCGGAAAUAUCCGUCGCGGAUUGGUGGCGGCGCUUGUCAAUCACCGAUUACGCCUUCACUGCUAUGCUGGUGGUGGGCGGGCUCUGCUGAGAAAAUUAUAAGGUCAUUGGAAUUACGCCUGCUAUCGGCGUUUUAUCAGGCACAAUGGGGCGGGAAAUGAUAUCACGGACCGGGAUCGUGGACGAGUGAUGCUCGCCGGGUCAAAGUCGACGUCGACAGCAGGGCGAAUUUCAUGAAGAGGGUGGGGGGGAGAUCCCGGUGCGUGUAUCCGACUGCGCGCCUCUCCUAGCGCCGCUAUCAAGCCGACAGUGAGAGGCGGAGAAGGGCACCGACCAUCAGGCUGGCCUCUAAGCCGAUCAGGGAGCUUCUUCGUCUGGGAUUUCUUCUUCUUUGCACCUUCCAUGCUGUGACCGGACCAGGAUGCUUCGUCUAGCGUGUUGCACGGCCCUGCUGUUGGUCUUGAGACUGGUAGUGCGCCUGCCGUGGCUCCAGGUUCUGCCUGCCAUCCUCAUCUUUUACCUGGGAAGCGGAGGAUGGCGCUUCCUGCGUAUCUUCGCCAAAACCAUCGGCCGAGACUUGCACGCUGCUGCAGUGUUGUUGCGGGUCAAGAUGAACGUCAAGCGCCACCUACGGGAGAAGAACACCCUUCCCGCCAUCUUCGCCGAGACGGUGCGUCGUCACAGGGACAAAACAGCGCUCAUCUUUGAAGGCACCGGCGAGAGGUGGACCUUCCGGCAGCUGGACGAGUACUCCAACCGAGUGGCCAACCUGCUGCUCCAGCGCGGCUUCAAAGAGGGCGACGUGGUGGCCCUCUUCAUGGAGAACAGGUCCCAGUAUGUGGGGCUCUGGCUUGGCAUGGCCAAAAUCGGCGUGGAGGCCGCACUCAUCAACUUUAACUUGAGACUGGAGGCCUUGGUGCACUGCGUUACCAUUUCUAACGCUAAGGCUGUGGUGUUUGGAGCCGAGCUGACUGACGCUGUGUCUGAAGUCCACGCUUCAAUGGGCAAGACGGUGCAGACGUUUUGCUCCGGAGACUGGGACCCCAAGCGGGUGCCACGGGGCACAGAGUGCCUGGAGCCGCUGCUGGCCGCCGCCCCUUCACACCUGCCCAGUCGAACACAGCGCUGCUUCACGGAUCGCCUCUUCUACAUCUACACGUCCGGAACCACCGGGAUGCCCAAAGCUGCCAUUGUUGUGCACAGCAGGUACUACCGCAUGGCCGCUUUGGUGUAUUACGGCUUCAGGAUGACAUCGGAUGACGUCUUGUAUGAUUGCCUUCCACUCUACCACUCUGCAGGUAACAUUGUGGGAGUGGGCCAGUGUCUAAUCCACGGCAUGACUGUGGUCAUCAGAAAGAAGUUCUCCGCCUCGCGCUUCUGGGACGACUGCGCCAAAUACAACUGCACCAUUGUGCAGUACAUCGGAGAGAUUUGCCGCUACCUGCUCAACCAGCCGGUCCGCGACACAGAGAAGCGGCACCGCGUGCGCAUGGCGCUGGGUAACGGCCUCCGUCAGUCCAUAUGGGAGGAAUUCAUGACGCGCUUCAACAUUCCGCAGAUUGCCGAGUUCUACGGAGCAACCGAGUGCAACUGCAGCCUAGGGAACUUUGACAACAAGGUUGGCGCAUGUGGCUUCAACAGCCAAAUCCUGCCCUUCAUCUACCCCAUCAGACUGGUGCGGGUGGACGAAGAGACCAUGGAGCUCAUCCGAGGGCCGGACGGCGUCUGCAUUCCCUGUAAACCCGGCGAGCCUGGUCAGCUGGUGGGCAGGAUCAUUCAGAACGACCCUCUACGGAGGUUCGACGGCUACGUCAACCAGUCGGCCACCAGCAAGAAGAUCGCUCACAGCGUCUUUAAGAAGGGAGACAGCGCGUAUCUUUCUGGCGAUGUGCUGAUCAUGGAUGAGUGUGGCCACAUGUACUUCAAGGACAGGACAGGAGACACGUUCCGCUGGAAAGGCGAGAACGUCUCCACCACUGAGGUGGAGGGGACGCUCAGCAGGCUUCUCGACAUGAAAGACGUGGUGGUCUACGGCGUGGAAGUACCCGGCGCAGAAGGGAAGGCUGGGAUGGCUGCCAUCGCCGAUCCCAAUCACUCCUCGGACCUGGAGAAGUUUGUGAAGGAGCUGGACAAGGCUCUGCCUCCGUACGCCAGGCCCGUCUUCCUGCGCUUUCUCCCGGAAGUCAACAAAACCGGAACCUUUAAGUUCCAGAAGACAGACCUACGUCAUGAGGGCUUCGACCCCAGAGUGGUGUCUGACACGCUGUACUUCCUGGACUCCAGCAGGGGGCGCUACGUGCGGCUGGACGAGGAGAUGCACCGCUCCAUACUUUCAGGGAAACAUAAAUUGUGACGAGCAAACGUUCCCGCGACAUCUGCGGUACGCUUACGUGCAACACAAACAGAUGAAAAUAGCCAGGAAAUGAAAUGAAGAAAUAGCCACAUGCAUUCCACGACCUCAAACCCACAUUUCGGCGAUACUCCACAAGCAGCUCUCCCGCCAUCCCUCCUACGUGGCGCCCCCCUCUGGCUACCUCAGCUAACACACGCAUACGCACCGACACCAACCCAGCAACCGCGUCCCUCUGGGAGCUUGAACGCAACCACCAGAACCACACUGACACACUCCAGUGCGCACUGGAGGCUGCCUGGGGCCUACACAGACUUAAAGGAGAGGGACUGGGUUGGUGAAGACCUAAAGUCUCUUGUUUAGUUAGUCUUUGACUCAGUUUGGCAACGAGGCUGCAACCUGCACUAUACGCCAACAAUGGCAACGUCGCUGCAGCCUCCCUCUCGUCUCGUCUUUGGCCAACAUGUGGAGAAGACAUCAAGUGUUGAAGGGUCACUCCAAAACACAAACAACUCGCAGCUGAUAUGAAUCAAAACCAGCUUUUCUGUUCCAAUAUGUUGCGUCACACCACAUAUAUUUAGUUUACAUAUUUAAGGAAUCGUUUUGCGUUAUUUGUGUUUGUCGUCAGCUUUGAAAACAAAAAAACGCUUUUCUUUCACGCUUUAUUUGUAUGCGACUGAAUAUACAUACGUGCAUGAGGUUUGUUCCAGUGUUAGGGCCGCCCUGAAAAACAGUAACGCUUUAGAAAUCCACAACUAGAUGUACAAGAACAUGGUCAAAAUAUCAUAAAAAUACUCGUAAAGGCAAGAAAACAGUACAUUUAUAAGAAUAAAGGCACGAUAUUAAGUGGGGGAAAAAAAAGUUGGAAUUUUAACAAGAAAAAAAUCACAAUCUUCUAACAAUAAAGUCGCAAUAUUUGGAGCAUAAACAUGUUCUCAUAAUAAAGGAAAACUGGACUUCGAAAGAGAGAAAAACGGCUUGCGUGAGGGUGCUAACAAUGCACGUAAUGGGACACGCCUAUGUCGACUACAUAGCCCUCGAAAUAAACCUCAAAAACCCCAACAAUGUUCCAUUUGCAUAACAUGAACUGCAUAUUAGCCAAGCUACAGCGACAUCGUUAUUGUAGGAGCUAACACCGAAGAACUACUUUUCUGGCGUAGUGACACAGCGCCUCACAUCACUACCGAGAGGUAACGGGCCCACUCCAAAACAAUGCGAUAGGACACCAAUCUAUACUGACUGGGAAUCAAGAACAAGCAUGUGACAAAUCACGACUAGACAACCUUAGCCCACAUUUCGUGUUUUGUUUGUACACGGCUAGAUGGACUGUGUAUAUAGCUGUGAUAUCAAGCACUAUGUGCUCCAUGUAUCACAAUCAAUAUCAUGCUGACUUACUCCAUGGACAGUUGUCCGUCUGGUCCAGCUGGCCUGGGGCGUCUUUUCCACUUAUGCGAAAAAAUGUUUGUACCACCGCAGGGUUUGUUGUCCAUUUCUGUCCACAUGGCUUGGCAAGCCCCACAUUUACACCACCAAGUCAUUCCGGUUCUGACUCUCUCGGCCCUGCCGUCUACUCCCACGUUUCACUCUCUCUUCUUGCCCGCUCGGCUUCUAAAACCUGUAUCUCAUCCUCCGUAUAAUCAGGCUCAAAAAGAUAAGGUUCUGGAUCCUCAUUUGUUCACAAGUGGUCAUUGGUGGCGGCUUCACAAAGUCUACCGUGAUUAGUAGUAGCAAACAGACACACCUUUUCUAUCCUGCGAAGUGUAACCCGCCCUGUUUCGCACCGCCCGCACCGGGGGCUCGGACACAGGACCUUUGUAAUGGGAGACGAGAGCGCUGACCACACGGCCAAAAGCCCGGACUGUCGACCGCGUGUUCAGCGCAGCCCUCAAGGCAGAGGGAGUGAGGUUAACCAACGUACACUUGCACAGCCUCACAGGCUUACAGAAGGCUCUGUGAAAUCAAUGCGCCCAUUAAAGAAAUUACGUUAAUGCUUUAAAUGAUGAAAAUACGACAAAAUACUGUAUUACAUGUUACCAUGAAUGUACCUGUUACUGCAUGGUCACAGCAUGUAUUUAAAACUAUAAAAUGGCGUUGGAGGUUUUUUUAGAGGGCUUUAUAGUUGAAAUAGGUGUGUCCCAUUACAUGCAUUAUUUGCUCCCUCAUGCUAGCUGGUUUUCUCUUUAGAACGCACGGAAAAGGGUCAAAUGUGUGUUCAUGUUUCACAUAAGGUAGUGCGUUGAACUGUCGGGGGGGGGGGGAGUACUUUCAGUGUGAGUGCAGACCUGCCAACAUGUACAAAUUUAUAGUACUCAACAUGCUCUUUGACUGUUGAAUACGCUUGUAUGCUUCACAGCGCUCCAUUAUGUUACAUUUGCCUGGUUUCACUUUCUAGUUCAGUCUGUACAGGACAGAUUAAUAAAUAGUCAGUUUCUCAACAGUACUUUAAAUCGGGGGGGUGUGAAAACAUUUCUGUCCCCUGGGGGGGGCAUGACAGAAAAUAAUUGAAAAGCACUGACAUAAGGAAUGUGGAUGAUGAGCACAAUUUAAAAAGAGAAAAAAAAAGUGCAGUUUUCCUUGAAGACUUUUUUUCCCCCUCGUAACUAGGCCUUUUAUUCUCCUUACAUUCCAACUUUUCCCCACUUAAUUCUGGUGGAUUUUCUUUUCUUUUCAGGUGGGCCCUAAUACUCCUUUACAAAUAACAAACGUGGCUUGUGUGCUUUGGGGGCUUUGUGCAGGAAGACUUAACUUUUACUGGUUUGUUUGAAUUAGACUGAAAAGCAGAAUUCGUGACCACACUCACUCGAGCCAAAAUGAUCCAAAGAGUAGUGACGUUUGGAAAAGUCCAUACGACGUUUAAUGUGCUGUUUGCCGUGUCUGUCAUCAGUGUGUAGUGAGCGCCAUCAAGCAUUGGCAGAGCGCUGUGCCUUACUGUCAUUCACAGGCCCUGGACUUCUCGCCCACCCAUACACAUGAUGUGGUUCUGUGGGUCACUGUCAGCUUCUAUCUUCCACGUCUUUCUUCUCCUGGUUGUUAAAUUCAAAUCUUGUCAGCUCUGAUUUGUCUUGACUUGCGUUGUCCUCUCCCAAAAUGUGUCCGUACGAUCCUUUUUAAUCGGCCUCGAGUUCGCCUCCUGCUGCUCGGCUGAGGUACGUUUGGGUGAGAUGAGACAGCGCUCCCACCUCGACUGGCAAAUUAACAAAUCUAUGUUGCGUUUAUUUGUUCCGUUUGACUCCCGAGUCCAUGGUUGCAACGUGUACAAGACGAGAGCAAAGUCACAUGCUUUGUUGUGAUGCAUUUUGUUGUUGUUUUUUUAAUUUACCUCCGUUCUUGUUACUAAUUUGUUCCUAAAGGUCCGACAAAAACUGAAGCAAAUUUUCCCACAGAAAAUAAUGCAAAUCCAAUUAAUCCAUUCCAGAUACCCCAAAAUAGUAUCAAAAAGUACAUUUUACAGAGAAUAAUUAUAGUUUUACAUGCAGAAUACAAUGCGGAAUAAUAAUAAAUGACGAAUGACAUGAACACAUGGAGGAAAGAGGUGGUGGCAGCUUCAUACGUUCACCUUAUUUAUCAAUUCCUGGCACUCACGACUUUCUUUGGGCCCAUGGCGUGUUAUUUUGCAGUUGCACUCAGUAAAAAAAAAAAAAAAAUGCACAGACAGUGAGUCAACAACGCAUUGGGCACUUUGGUCGGGCACUCCACAAUAACCAAGACAGUCUAUGAAAACCGAGGCAAUUAUUCAUUAUGGCAAAAAUGAUGGUCAAAAACCGAAUCAUACGAAAACUGGGGCAGUUCAAAACAGAAGUUUGACUGGUUUUGGAAGCGAGAAAGCGAACUAUAUGACUGAAAGCAUGAAAGGCGGCAACUCUUUUCCCAGCCUGUGUGUGGCGGCCUCGUUUUAUUUGUAUGCGCUGCCAUGCUUCUCAAAGGUAUCUUGCAUACUCAAGCAGUGUAAACAAUACGGUAAUUCUCAGUAAGAAUCGCCUUCAAGUUUAAUGAAAUAUGGUGAGCUCUUCAGUAGCACAGUUUCACUCGCCGGUCCGAACGGCUAAGCUACUUCCUGUUUACCUUCUAGCGACCAAUAAGAGAAGAGAAGGAUCUCACGUGGUUUUCAUGCAGCGCGUGUUGGUUUCAGACCAAGUUUACUAGCUCAUCAACUGAUUCGGGGUGGAAACGCAGAGUCAAAAGAUAUUGUUUGGGGGGGUUUUUUCACCCCCAAAUUUCACUCUCAGACAAUACAGUAAUGGUCAGUAGAAAUUGCCUUCAAGUUUAGUGAAAUAUCGUGAGCUGUUAAGCAGCACAGUUUCACUCACCGCUCCGAACGACAAACCUACUUCCUGUUUACCUUCUAGCGACCAAUAAGAGAAGGAUCUCACGUGGUUAUCAUGUGGCACGUGUUGGUUUCAGACCACGUUUACAAGCUCAUCAACCAAUUCGGAGCGGAAAAGCAGACUAAAAAGAUAUUGUUUUGAGGGUUUUUCACCCCCACAUUUCUCUCUCAAGCGUUUCACCUGACACAUAUCCGUGACACCUCAUCCCUUUGUCGUCUUCCUCUCGUCUUUUUGAGUCCUUCUGUUCUUUCAUGAUGAGUGUGAAUCGUUCUCGUGAAUGUUGUUUCUUUCCCAAAAAAAAGAAGGCAAAUUGUGGCAAUGUAUUUGGAAACAGUCUGUGAUUAUCUGAAGGGAACAGCUGUUAAUGAUGCUUCUUCUAGUCAACUCUGACCACCAGGGGGCGCGUGACUUCAACAGCAGAGCACUCUGAAUAGGAUGUUUCCGUUUUUUUAAAGGAUGAUUUUAAAUUAUUAUUUAUGAGGAACUGUUGAUUUUAUUACUUUCCAUGACUGUAUUUUGAUCUGUGUGAUUAUUUAAUGGGAUUAAUUCAUGCUUGAGUUGUACGACAAUCUGCUGCAGUCACAUUUGGAUUCAGAAAUAAGUUUCAUUAAUGAUGCACAAUGGAGAUGAACUGUCUCUUUAGAAUAUAUUUACUGGUUUGCAAAGCCAGGUUUCCAAAACUACUGCAGCUGCAGUGAAAGGGAAUUGAUGUGUUUAGGUUGUGAUACCUGUUGUAACCGCAGGGGGCGACAGAAUCUACAAUGAGGGAUUAUGAAGGGACACAAAUGAGUGAAAAACGUUUGUAACAUCUCAACCUGGACCUAAAAUAUAUUCACCCUGUGUGUUUUAUAUUGUUUUACUUACACGUAACACACACAAGACUUUAAUUUGGUCCAAUUUGUGAAAAGUUCCCACACACACUUGUGUCUCGGCUCACUUGUGGCUCAAAUUGACACGUCGCAACCCCAUUUUUGCCCUUUUUGUUUCGUAUCUGUCCCUCCAAGAACGCUGAAAAAGGGGUGGAAAGCAGGUGUGCAGAGUGCAUAACCUGAAAAGGUCGAGGUGUGUGAGGUGUGUUGCGAGACACGCCGAUGUCCUCUUAUCUGCCGUAUAGUAUGUCUGGAGAAAACAAGAAAAGCUGUGCUGAAAAAUGAAGAAAUCAUGAAUAAAAACGAUUUCAAUUGU
Molecule: messenger RNA, 7966 nt
Organism: Dunckerocampus dactyliophorus (ringed pipefish)
Lineage: Eukaryota; Metazoa; Chordata; Actinopteri; Syngnathiformes; Syngnathidae
Gene: slc27a4
Product: solute carrier family 27 member 4
Exons: 14
Coding region: 528-2459 (643 amino acids)
Biological process (GO): medium-chain fatty acid transport; long-chain fatty acid import into cell; response to nutrient
Cellular component (GO): plasma membrane; endoplasmic reticulum membrane; microvillus
Molecular function (GO): long-chain fatty acid-CoA ligase activity; long-chain fatty acid transmembrane transporter activity
Source: RefSeq, a predicted model, not a curated record